Aspergillus glaucus CBS 516.65 is the source of this 1053-nucleotide messenger RNA. RefSeq lists its product as uncharacterized. Gene Ontology annotation, molecular function: mevalonate kinase activity; ATP binding. The transcript has a single exon. The record is from RefSeq and is a predicted model, not a curated record. Gene Ontology annotation, biological process: isoprenoid biosynthetic process; ergosterol biosynthetic process. The coding region runs from base 1 to 1053 and encodes 350 amino acids. Gene Ontology annotation, cellular component: cytoplasm. NCBI's taxonomy places the organism in Eukaryota, Fungi, Ascomycota, Eurotiomycetes, Eurotiales, Aspergillaceae.
AUGCCAGAUCUGGGCAUGCAACAGACAUGGACUAUCUCCGACUUGCCCUGGGGAGUCGCGAUGAAAGUACAACACGACAAGCCAGAAGCAGAACUCACUACAUCCCUUGAACCGGAUCUGACAAGCGCGAUUUCGUGGUUUCUCUCCAAGACAUCGCCCGCGCUGAAGAAGAAAAAACACUAUUUCGAAGCCCAGCUGGCCUUUCUGUACCUAUACAUGCUGCUCUGCUCGCCCAAUGACAAUAGCUACACAUACACCCUCACCUCGGAGAUCCCCAUCGGAGCAGGACUCGGGAGCAGCGCCAGUGUCUCUGUGUGUAUCAGCACUGCGCUGUUGCUUCGGUCGGGAUACCUCCAGUCUGUCCGCUGUCUCGAGGAUGAGGAAUCUAGACAACCAUCCCUGGACGCCAUCAACCGCUGGGCUUUUGUCGGGGAGAUGUGCAUCCACGGCCGACCCAGUGGGCUGGACAAUACCGUAGCCACCAUGGGAAAGGCAAUCUGCUUCUCCCGACCCGGUGGAGGCCAACAGAUGAAAACCGCAGCGUUGGGGAGUAUCCCCGAACUGCCUCUGCUGAUAAUAAACUCGAACAUAUCACGCUCCGGCGCGACUCAAAUCGCCAAAGUGCGAGACGCGCGAGACAGCGAUCCCAAACGCGUCGAUCGCCUGUUCGACACCAUCGACCGUGUUACUCUGCUGGCGAUCGUGAAGUUGACAGAAACCAUUCGCGACGAGAAGACUCUCGCGACACUAGUCCACUGCCUGAGCGAGUUGAUUCAAAUCAACCAUCGAAUGCUGGUCGCGCUGGGCGUUUCUCACGGUCGACUCGAACGCGUGCGUCACCUUUUGGAUGGGCGAAAAUUGGCGUAUACUAAGCUGACGGGUGCUGGGGGCGGAGGAUGCACUAUUUCCCUGUUGCGAGCUGAGCGCGAGUGUGAGGCGCUCACCGAGACACUGCAGCAGCUGGACGAAGAGGGAUAUUCAAGUGUUCUCACCAGUUUUUCAUCUGAGCCAGUGAAGGUGUCGAUUGUGGAUGGAGAUGUUGGGAAUUUGUGA